GUGGAGUAAACACCCCCGGUUGUAUUCGCCAAAGGAAAACGACCUUCGCCAGAUAAUGUGGUCGAGCCGCAUUAUACCAUCCACGCCUUGCAGGGGAAAUACGUCACAAACCAUACGGUGCCUACCCACGACAACAGUCAUUCACGUGGGGGUCGCCGGCCAAUCAGGGGCUGGGAGACCUAUACACGAGGAGCGCGUGACGUUUCAAUCCUUUUAUAGCAGUCACCCUAUUUACUUUAUCGACCCCCACCCUGCCGACAAGUUUCUAGGGUCGGGAUUUUUCACAUACACAGGAUUGAAGUUCCCAUUUGUGAAGUUUGGCACAUAAGACAAGGUAGGGAAAUAAAAUGAACUGUCAGAUUAUCUGGGAAGUUGUCGUCUGUUUGUUAUCUGUCUGGACUCACGCACCCCCAGGGUCGGCGAGACAACGAAACGUGGGCACACCAACCAAAGUGUGAGGUUAGGGCAGCAUGUCCUCCAUCCAGCCUGGGAAUUCAUCAGAGUGGCAGCUCUACCGCGUUCUACAGAGGAGCAACUUACUACAGUACUACGACACAUUUAUAGCACAGGGGGGAGAUGAUGUCCAGCAGCUGUGUGAGGCGGGAGAGGAGGAGUUCCUAGAAAUCAUGGCUCUGGUCGGAAUGGCCAGUAAACCCCUCCAUGUCCGGCGGCUUCAGAAGGCUCUCCAGGAGUUUGUACAAAAUCCAGCUUCCUUUCAGAGCUCUGUUUCUCCAGCCUCUGCCCUUGUGGCGUCCCAGACAAUCACCACCCCUUCAUCUCACCUGGCUACCAUGGUAACCACAGUCCCUAAGAUAGAGCCCUCCCAGCCCGUGUAUCCCACGGUGACGAUGACCAACAAUUCCUCCACAGCGAGCUGGGCCCCCAGUGUCAGCCCGGGCCCCACCACUACCAACUCCAACUCCUCACAUGAAAGUGACAGCAAGGAACUCUCUAUACAGACAGACAAACAGCAAAUGAGGUCCUCUACAUCUCCCACUCCUACCCCCAUACUGGUGGAGAGCCAGAUCAAUGCCAUCGCUCAGGCUGCAGCCAGACUUGCCAAAGAGUUACCUCCCUUUGAUAUGAAGAAAUUAAACAUGAAGAAACCCAUUAACAAAGAAAUUAUGCAAUUAAUCAACAGUAUGUCAGAGGAUGAUCCUAAUAGAAUGGAACAGUUACGAAAAUAUGCUGCAAUAUAUGGUCGCUUUGAUUCCAAGCGGAAGUCAGAAAAACCAAUGUCCUUACAUGAGAUCUCAGUCAAUGAAGCAGCAGCCCAGCUGUGCAGACAUAUGCCCUCGCUGUUAACGAGGAGAGAGGACUUGUUCCCAUUAGCUCGACAGGUGGUGCGCGACAGUGGGUACCAGUACUCAAAGGGACAUUCCAGGGCAUCAGACAUGCUAACUCUGCCUUCAACCAAGAGAUUGAAUGACCUGAUGAUAAGCGGAGUUUCGGGGGGCUCCAGUGGGGGAAAGAAGAAGUUAGACAGUGGUUUCCUACAGAUGUACGUCAACCUUUGUGAGAGUAAUCCAAGCAUGGUCAAAAAUCCAGAGGACUCUGAGAAAAUGACUCGUUUAAUGGCCGAGUUGACAGUUGUUACUCACAACCAAGAAAUGCUCAAAACUCAGUUAAAUACGGCAAAGGAAAACAAUGAUAUGGACCUAGUGAACUCGCUACAAAGCCAGAUAGAACAGGUCACCGCACAACAGCUCCAGCUAUAUACAGAACAGAGUGAACUCAUCCGGAAACAGAGGAGGUUUACCAUGGGUGCAGGAUUUGAUGAGGAUACAGGUUCAGAUUUUCCAAGUGGGGCUUCCUCGCCAAACAAUUCAGGAGAUGGGGAGGAUUUCAAUCAACAGAUCAGGCAACAUUUAUAUGCAUCGGGGGAGAUCUUAAAAUCCAAGCCAGCCAUGCAAAACACAUUGUUUGAUGAAGGAAUGCGAAUAGCACAACAAUUCGGAUUAGCUGAUUUCGCAGAGGAAUUGAAAGGAAUGGCCGACACAAGUCCGGAGGAAGAAACAAAGGAAAUCACGGACCCUGUGAAAAGGAAAGCAGACUCUUUAAGUGAAAAUGGAGACUCGCCCGCAGAAAAAAUGUCUAAAAAGUCGCGAGCUGAGGUGAAUGGACGGGAGGAAGAGAAUAGCUAAUUGUUGUUUUAUAUAGAUUGUUAUACAUUUAUCUGUUGUUAUGUCUCAUUUUGUUUUCUCGUCUACCUUAGGCAAAGGUAAAAUAAGGUAAUCAAAGUCAUCAUCAAUCAUGUCAUUAUCCAUGGGAUGCCAAUUUACUGCAAGCUGACCGUUUAUCAUUCUUAUUUAAUGCCACUGCACUACUGAUGUAGUUAUUGUUCACACAACAUUUAUCUCCUUAAACAAAUCAUUUCAAAUUCAUGGCUGUGACAUGCUUGUGUUCUAUAUUUUUGUUCAGUAUUUAUAUCCAUAAAGGGGGUCUCAAUUGUUCAUCAUCAUGAAAAAAUAAGAUUCCAUUUACAACAUAUGCAUACAACGUGGAUUAAACACUAAUAUUCCUUAAAAUUAUGUUUUCAUGUUAUUCGCAAUAUACCGAUACUUAUGUUUAAAGACUGUAAAUUUAUGUCAACACAAAACAGAGAAUUUAAUGGAAAAGAGUAAGAAAACUGUGUUAAUAUGCAAGAGUCAGUAGUUGCUAAAUUAAUUUUUAUAUUUAUAUUUCUGUUUGGCUAACAUUAAGGAGAAAUGUAUUGGGGUAGUUUCCAAUCAAAUGUUUGAUAAUCAUGUGCUGAUUUUGUGAAUUAUGUGAUUGUUAUCUGUACAUUCUGUUAUUCUUAAGAAAUCCUAUGUUUAAAUACUGAAUAAUCCUAUCUAAGUAGACAUUUGCCUACCGAUUAAAAACUGUUAAUAAAUGUAAUGAUACUAAGUAUAAUUCCAAAGGUGUAUAUUAUUCUAUCGCCAUCUAAUGGUACAGAUUUGUAGUUACUCAGUAUCGAUGUGUCUAACACAAUAGGUCAAUUAGGUUUGAAAAUGUCUGCAGAGUGUGAGUGUAGUCACUCUUCUUGUGCAUUCAGUCAUAAAAAUCAUGACAUGUACAUGUAUAUCCACAAUUGUUGUCAGAAGAUGUGUUACUAUUAUUAUUAUUAUUUAUUUUCAAUGUUUUCUUUUCAUUAAAAAAGCCAGAAAGCUGA
This is a messenger RNA of Saccostrea cuccullata (small rock oyster), 3154 nucleotides long. Its product is annotated as NGFI-A-binding protein homolog. Gene Ontology annotation, biological process: negative regulation of DNA-templated transcription. Gene Ontology annotation, molecular function: transcription factor binding; transcription coregulator activity. Gene Ontology annotation, cellular component: nucleus. NCBI's taxonomy places the organism in Eukaryota, Metazoa, Mollusca, Bivalvia, Ostreida, Ostreidae. Bases 471 to 2144 code for a protein of 557 amino acids. The transcript is spliced from 12 exons. The record is from RefSeq and is a predicted model, not a curated record.